Chenopodium quinoa (quinoa) is the source of this 1412-nucleotide messenger RNA. RefSeq lists its product as uncharacterized. Bases 204 to 959 code for a protein of 251 amino acids. Lineage: Eukaryota; Viridiplantae; Streptophyta; Magnoliopsida; Caryophyllales; Amaranthaceae. The record is from RefSeq and is a predicted model, not a curated record. The transcript has 6 exons.
AAGGAGACCAGUCCCGGAAUUGUAACUCUCCCACAGGACAUCAAAAAACCCCGAAACACAUGUUAUAAUGUUUCUUAUUCAUCACGCUACAGACCAUUACCCACUUAGAAAAAGUGUUAAAUGUAACAACACCAUCUCCACAUUUAGCAUCAUCUCAAGUAUCCACAACUCUUAAGUACGUUAUCACCGAAAAGGAUCACGAGAUGGUGACUUCCACGUGGUUACGUAUGUUAAAUACUCAUGCUAUGGUAUUAAAAAAAAGGGGUGUGACACUCUCUAUACCAAUACCAAAAUGCAUGUUUCUUAAUGAAGAUGUGGGUGUGACGCUUGACUACGAGGACUUGUUGGAUUGGUGUUUUAAAAGAGAGGUUGGAGAAUCCCAAAUGAACAUUUUCAUAAAGUACUUGAAAGGUCAUUGUCAGAAUGAAGGUGUCUCGGGUAUGUACGGAUUCUGUGACACAAAUGUUUUAUCUCCAAUGACACCAACUAUAGAUGAGGAGGUUCGAUCUGACUAUCUAGCUCGUGUUUUUGGAUGCAACGAGGGAAAGAAUGUCAAUCAACUCUUCUUUGCUCCUUAUAAUGACAAUAUGCAUUGGAGGUUAGCUGUUAUUAGUCCUUGGAAUGGACUAGUGUGCUGGUUAAAUCCGACCGGGGAAGAAAACGAGAUCAAUGAGUUUUCUAAAAAGAUCAUAAAUAAGGGAUUAAAAAAAUUCAGCAUGGUCCAUCGAAAGGACAUUAAGAAGAUAAAAAAGGAUCCAUAUAUUGAGUGGAAGCAACCUAAGUGUCCUCGACAACCUCAAUACUCCAAGGUUUGUGGAUACUAUGUUUGUCGCUAUAUGCUUGAGAUUAUACAGAAAAGGGUAUUGUGGGUUUCUGAUAAGUUUUUUAAAACGGACCCCUGUACAUAUUCAACUGAAAAUAUUGACGAAAUUAGAGACUUGUGGCUAAGUAUGUUCUAGAGCUUGAACAAGAUGAUGUUAAUGAAUGAAAUGAAGAUGGUAUAGACAUUGCGUGAGUUUAGUUUGUCCAUUACUUUUGGGAAAAGUAUUGCGAUUUUUAGAAUUUUUUGUAUAGUACUUUUGGAGCUUAUCUUAGAUGGCAUGGAAAUUAAAUGAGUGGUUUAUAUUUUUGGGGAAUACUGGAUUUUUUUUUUUUGCAGAUGUUGCUGUAUAGUAUUUUUGGAGGUUUUACUAUAAUUAUUGGAUAUGUAAAAGUGUUUAUCAACUUUUGUUUAUUAUUGUAUGUUCCAUGAAUAUUAUAAAAUUAUGGAGUAAUGUAUAUGAUGUGCAUAUAUAUAGCAGUGAAAAAUAUAGGUACAAAUAUCCUCAGAUUCCAUACAAGAACAAAUACAGCUCAUAUACCGUACAGGAACAAAUACAAAUAUAAUUGGAUUUUGGGAAAAAAAAUUAAAA